Messenger RNA from Drosophila kikkawai, 1656 nucleotides. RefSeq names its product DNA fragmentation factor-related protein 3 (gene Drep3). Gene Ontology annotation, biological process: apoptotic process; regulation of apoptotic process. NCBI's taxonomy places the organism in Eukaryota, Metazoa, Arthropoda, Insecta, Diptera, Drosophilidae. The record is from RefSeq and is a predicted model, not a curated record.
UUUGUUGCACUUGGCGGCCGCUCGCGAUCUCAAGUCGGAAAUCGCGUGCUAUAACAAUAAAAUGUGAACAAUUCGGUUUUAAAAAUUAUAUGUGCCAGCCAGAGCCAGUCCAAGGAGUCCAGACGUGAGACGUGAGACGACAACGUUUCCGAGACCCACAAAACACAACAAAUGACAGAAAUGAAUGCAGCGGCGGCGGCUGCCUCCGAGGAGACAAAGGAGGGUGGUGGAAUGCCAGCAGAACCAGAACCUGAGGCAGUAGCCGUACCUGAGACCGAGGCGAAGCCUGCAGUGCCACCGUCCAGGCAGCGUACCCUUACGCGCACCGAGGAGAUGGAUGCGGAUGGCGACGAUAUCGAGCUGGAUCCGGAUGGGGACGAUGCCGCGGACAGCAUCACCUUGGAGCUGGCCUUAUCACCGCACAGCAGCACGCCCACGCCGCCACCGACCACGGCGGACGAGGACUUUGCCCAGCUGGACAACAGCAAGCCCUUUAAGAUCAAGGACAUCACACGAAAUAUACGCAAGGCGGUGGUGGCCACAACCCUUUCGGAGCUGCGCGUCAAGGUAUCUGCGAAAUUCGAACGAAAUCAGCCGGCGAUACACCUGGAUUGCGAUGGCACCGAGGUCGAUGACGAGGAGUACUUUAGCACUCUGGAGCCAAAUGCCGAAUUGAUUGCCGUCUUUCCCGGCGAGCAGUGGCGCGAUCCCAGCGACUAUAAUGCCAAUCUGCGUCGCACAUCGCUGGAUGCUCAGCGUCUGCGGCGACUGGUGAGCAAACUGCAGCCAAACUAUAUCAACGAUGAUGACUUAGACAAGCUGUCGAACAUGGAUCCCAACUCCCUGGUGGAUAUCACAGGACGUGAGCCCAAGGACAGCGAGUACUCCUCAAGGAGCGAUGCGGCACGCAGGUCCACAGAGCUAUCCUGUUAGGAUAUUUGGACAUUUUUUAGAGUAAACGGAGCAGGAGGAGGAGCUAUGUAUAUAUGGGAAUUUGUACGAGUUUAUGAGUCAGAAAGAAAUGUUGGGGUAUUUUUGGAAAACGUUUUGAUGGCAAACAUAUUUGAAAGGGUUUAACUCCGCCUCCGUAUAGAGCAGAUUUAGAAAAAGUUGUGUAUUUUUCGAGCCCACAUUGUAGACGCCAACCUGAAUGUCUAUUAUCAGCCGCUAAUUGUUCCUAGACCAAUAGCUGUGUAACGAGCCACAAUCUGGAGAGCCUCAAAGGUCCAUCUCCAGUCCUAGAUGACCUCACCUCACCUCCUCACAACCUCUCUCUGUAUAUCCCCUUCAGAGGAAGAUCAACGAAGUGCAGCUUAGAGUUUAGAGUCUGUCUAAGCUUGUAGGUAUUAAUAAAUGAAAUAAAUUAAAUAAAUAUAUUAUAUAUUUUCCAUAGCAAAGUCCUUGUGAAUGAUGUCACACAGAAACAGUUUGGGUUGUUAGGGAGCAAGUACGAUUUUACCAUAAUUGAAUCUCAAUUAAAUCAAUUAACAAUUGAAUAAACGUUUAACACACAAAUCCACACACACGGCACACAAAGAAACGUUUUCACAUUUUUUUCGUCGUUUUAAUGCUGCAUCAAUGAUCCAGGCACUAUUUGUUGCACUAAUCGAAGGGUUAUAGGAGCCCGUAUUUAACUCGAUUUACAUUUACGUUGGA